AUGGCCGAUCGGAAUCGAUUCCGGCGGGUGGCGGCAGCGAUUCCCACACAUGGAAUGGAUGCGUCGACUCAAUUUGCAUCGAGUCUCGUCUGGCAAGGCCGACGUUCUCUUUGGUCUUGUGAAAAGGCCUCGAGUCGGUGACGAGCCUUGGCGUAGUCAAUUAUUGGUCAACAGUGGAUAGAACUUAUAGAUAGAUGUUAUUUAUCAUUGACCAUCCUUCGAAAAAAAGCGCUGGGAAAAUGUUUAGUGGCCACUAUAGGCUUUCGACGUUUUAGUGGCCACUAUGGUAGUCAAAUUAGUGACCACUUAAGGGGUUAAAAAUUAGUGGCCACUUUACAGUCCUUUUCAAGUAGUCCUUGGCAAGCCUCUAUAGUGGCCACUAAAAAUUUUCCCAGCUUAACAUUUAUUUUUGGAAGCUGAUCUAAAAGCUUACCAGGGAACGUUUUUUACUCCCCAGUUGAACUUUUGAUUAUGAAGAAAGUUGCGGACAGUACUGAUAUAACUUGAAUCUGAAGAAAAAUUUUCUGAACUAUACGCUAAUCAAAGAAAAUGAUUCCUCAAUCUCUACGAUUACUAGCUAAUAGCCUUCUUUAAAUUUACCAAAGAAAAUCGCUGAACUUCUUACAUGGAACCCAUUUGAAUUCAUGUGCUCGGCGCCGAGUCUUUGGAUCCCCCACUGUUUGACAGGAAGCAAGGAAUUCAGCGAGUCGGUCCCCCGCGCCGCGACAGUCGCAGAACUCCGCCCACUCCGACGACGCCAUCGUCGCCGUCGCCGUCGCCGGAGAGCGCAGACAGUGCAGACAGUUGCCGACGCGCCUCCUCGCCCCAGCCGUCUACAGCGUCGUGUGCGUGCAAGAACGACGAGAUGAACGUCAUCCAAGGGCUGCUCUCGGCCGUCUCGCCGCUCUCCGACGGCGACUCUGUCGAUCGCCUCAACUACUGCCUCACCACAGUGACGCUCGUCGUCACGUCGGCUUUUGUCUCCGGAUGGAGGUAUUUUUUUGCACAAUUUUCGCUUCUUUUUGCCCUUUUUUUAAAAAUCUUCGAAAAAGGGAAAAAUUUUCACAAUCGAUUAUUUUAAGUGAACUGCAUGCGGAUUUUUUUUUCUGGUUUUGUAAAUGUUCGCUCAACUUUUUAUAAUGAAAAUGUGAUUGUGAAGCUCGACCUUUCUUCUAAAAACUGUUUAACCCUCAUUUUAACCUCAAAUUAAUUCGUAUUAUUUAAUAUCAAAAUUUUAUAGUAAAAGCGACUCACGAAGCUUCAACUCUCUAAAAAAAUAAUUUUAAAAACAAUUCGAAAUCAACACAAUCAAUUAAUUACAAUCAAGCUAUCUAUACAAAAAUACGUUUUACGUUAAAUAAAACAAACUGACCCAGGCUAGAAGAUUGGAAAAAAAAGAUGACUUCAUUGAUUGAUUCACGGAAAGUUAUCGUGGCGGCUCAAUGCGUUGUCGUUCUAUCUUGAAGGUAGAGCUUCGGGCGUAGUUUCUCGAGCCUCAAAUAAAGCAAUAGUUUAAAAGAAAGCUCUUUUUGAUAAUGAAAAACGUCAAUUUCAAACGCGGUACCAUAAAGCUGUUCAAUAAAAAAAUUUGAAAAAUUCGGAUUAAUUCAAAAAAUUUUCUCACUGUGUGUUCUAAUUGAGGAUUUGAAAUCUUAGGGUCACAAAUAAAGAAAUGAAACACUUCAAUUAAAACAUAAAGUUCAACUGGGCAAAAAAGAAGACGGCUCUUGAAAAAAAAAACAUACACACCGACGUAAUCUCGCACAAAAUUCUUGAAAAAAAAUAUUUUAAAACUUUAAAAAAAUGUUUGUUUAAACAGGCUCCUAACUACCGUUACUUGUGACCGACCGAUUGGCAUAUGAAAAAUUUGCAGCUUCGUCGGCUCACCUAUCCAAUGCUGGUUCCCGGCGUACUACAAGGGCUGGUGGAUGGAGUACGCGUUGGACUAUUGCUAUGUCCAAAACACCUACUUCGUACCGUUUGUGGAUGAGACCGUCCACAACGCCUUCGACUUUGGCGAACACAUGGUCGACGUGCCGCGAAACUAUACUGACCGUCAGACCACCCAAAUCGGUUUUUUUAUUUUUUUUAUUAAUUUUAAACAUUUUUUUCUGUAUUGCAGGAUACUACCAGUGGGUUCCGUUCAUCCUCGCCUUCCAAGCGAUUUUCUUCUACUUGCCAGUUGUGUUGUGGCGAACCGUCUACGAAAUGUCUGGUGAGUUUUGGGCAUGUGAUAUUUUUCCAUGGCUUUUUUUGAGGAGUGAAAGUCCGAGCGAUUUGUGACGCGUGCAGCGUCAGUGGCAACAUGGAAGAGAAGGCGCGACAGGGCAACAUGAAGAUGAUCGCGUCGUUCUUGACUCAGGAGCAUGCCGUCGCUCAUGUGACGUCAUCUGUUCGGAGUAUGUCUUCCGACUCGUUCAUCGUCGUCACCUAUGUCGUGAGUUCAUCAAAAAAACCCGAAAACUUUUUUUUCUCGUUUUUCUUUUUUUGGGAAUAUUCUUAUGGGGCAUGGUCGAAACUGAGCGUAGUAAUAAUUGUAGAUUUUUUCACCCAUCUGUGAAAAUUAAAGCAUAUUUUAUUUGUCACUCGCUGCAAUCCUCAAGCGAGAACCUAGAAAAAAAAACGCCUUUUUCCAACCAAAAAGUUGACUCUCAUCUCCACGCCCUCAUUGCAAUAAAACCGUGCCGCUGUUGCAAUCAGCCACGCCCUACUGACCACAACUGCCGCGCGUUUGGGAAACUGUGCUAUCUAAAAAUAACUCGAGCCGCUUCGUAGAACCUAAAGUUUUCAAAACUACUAUCUUUCGAGAAUAUUAUUGUUUACAAGAAGUCUAGAAAUAUUUUCAAACUCACAUAGCUUCAGAUUUUCCACCAAAACGCAAAAGUGAAGGUACAUUUCAGAUAAUCAAAGCUUUAUACGUCUUGAACGCCUUCAUGCAGUUUGUGGUUCUGAAGAACUUGCUGGGAGUCAACUCGUACACCUGGGGCUUGGACGUGACGAGUGACCUGUGGAAUGGGCGAGAGUGGCCUGAAACUGGCAAUUUUCCGAGGUAUUAACGGUUUAAAAAAAAGACUGAGAUUUUCAUACAGAGUGACGAUGUGCGACUACGACGUGCGAGUUUUGAGCAACCUGCACCGCCACACGGUUCAGUGCGUCUUGAUGAUCAACAUGUUCAACGAGAAGAUCUUCGUCGCCAUGUGGUACUGGCUGGCGAUCGUGCUUGUCGUUAGGUUAGACGGCGGCUUAGUACUGGAAAAGGAAGGUUGAGUUUCAGUUUGGUGAGCUUCAUCUACUGGCUGGUGACGUCUCUUGGAUCGCGUACAGGCAAGCAGCUCGUGAACUCGUACAUGGUUAAGGUGGGUACUGCAGAUGGUCGCGUUGUAUUGAAAUCAUUUUCCCAAUAAUAGUAUAAAAAUUAUUUCAACAAGGAUGCUAUUUUCCAUGAGCCUUUCUCAUUUCCUUUCUCGCUUCUUUUCCACCAUUUCUCGAGCCUCAAAAACUCUAGGAAAAAUGGAAGGAUCGAUAUAGCCUGUGUACCACGACUUGGAAUUUCACCGAACGGCAUUCCGCUGUGCCACUGCGCGCCUUUGCGAACCUUGGUCGCGCUUUUAAUUUUUUUUUAUCUUUUAUUAAGGUACUCUACUUUUAUGUGCUCCCACAGCAAUAACGAAAGAAAGCUUGACGUAGAUUCGAAAGACGCUUCGCGAACGCACGCAGCCGACCAGCGGAAUGUCGUUCCGUGAAAUUUCGAGUCGUGGCAAACAGACUAUAAAGGGACUCUUUUUGCCUUUCUGCGACCUUUUCUGAGCCCUCUCUCUCUUUUAAUGGCCAUUAUCCACCUUUUCGACUUGGCCCGAGUGUCCCAAGUAACCAUCAAAAAUGCUGAAAAAUUCAACAAAUUGAAUUGUAUUUUACUUCUCUCCUAAACUAGUUCGCCCUGGCUGGCUGUUAAGGAAGAAAGAAUUGCAAUGUGCAGAUGGAAAACAACUCGAGUGUCGCUCGAGGGCUCGACAGACGAGGUCUGGUGCAGCAGUUCGUCGUGGACUACUUGCGGCCGGACGGCGUCUUCCUCAUUCGCCUCAUCUGUAGGGCAUCUAUCCUGUCUUCAUGAUCAAAAUGUGAGGUUUUCAGCCAAGAACAGUGGCGACAUGGUGACGUGCUCGUUGCUCUCGACGCUCUGGGAAGAUUUCACGAAGAACCGCCGGAAUCCGCCUCCUUACUCUGAGCCUCUGCUCAUUGGAGCCAGCAAGAAGAUCGACGACACCGAACUCUGA
Caenorhabditis auriculariae is the source of this 4274-nucleotide messenger RNA. Lineage: Eukaryota; Metazoa; Nematoda; Chromadorea; Rhabditida; Rhabditidae. The record is from the annotation of a GenBank genome assembly.